AUGGUGUGGUGUAUGUCCACCCCCACCCCCAUAGGGUUCGACCCCCGGCAGCACAUCGCCAACUUCAUCCAUCACGUGCCACAACCUCAGUCCCAGUCGACGGUCAAUGAUAUGCUGCACACCAGUAGUCAAUCGAAAGCACACUCGCAGUCAUCACAACAGUCACAGCACUCACAGCACAGCAACUCUAAGAUUAAACAACAGCGCUCUCAACAGACACUGAACCCGCAGACACAGCCGGGACCACACCUCCUCACCACAGCCAUCGCCUUCCCCGGCAACCCAUUGCAGCACAACUCGCAACAGCAGCAGCACCUGCAGCCCCAACAGCAACAACAACACGCUAUCCUCAUACCGGCCACCGCUUCGGCCGCCUCUCAGGUGCGCAAUGUUAGCUCCGUGUCCUUCAGCAACAACACGACGGCCACUGUCUGGCCCUGUCCUGCCUGUAAGAUACCCUACAAGAGUGCCAGUGAACUACAGGCCCAUCUCAGUAAUCACACCAAACAAGAGAAGAGCGUUCCCUGCAAUCAAUGCGGAAAGUUGUUCGCCAGCGCCGAGAGGGUACGCAUCCACGUGCGGGUCGCUCACGGAGAGAAGUCCUGCUCCUGCGAGAUAUGUGGCUCCGGGUUCUCUUACCGAUGCAAACUUCUGGAUCACAUGCGCACACAUACCGGUCAGUACUCCGAUGGAGACAAGCCAUUCCAUUGUGAUGUCUGCGGCAGAUCUUUCUCACAGAAGAAUCACUUGCGAAGGCAUCAAAUGAUUCAUACGGGAGAGCGUCCGUAUCCGUGCGAAUACUGCGGCCGAGGCUUCUACCGGAAGGACAAACUCAGUCGUCACCGACGGAUUCACACGAAUCCGAGCACAGGUAGUGGUGGUCGGGGCAGCCGUAACGUGAAUGCCAACAACGUGGCCAAUGCGGCCAAUUUGGCGCAACAACACAUCGCCACCACAAUCCAUACAUCUCAAGGACCGGCAACUAUACAACUAAUCCCCGUUCAGGUGGCGGCGCCUCAGUUCAGGGGAACACAACUGACCGCUCAAUGGGCGGCCCAACAGCAGCAGAACAACUCAAACAAUACCAAUAAUAGCAACAAUAGUGCGGCCAAUAAUAGCAGUUCGCCAUCGACUCCCACCCCAACGACAACGACCUCAUAAGUGACAACUAAAGACAUUUCGUGCCAUCUCUUUAUCUCUCAUAGCAUUCCUGUCCUUCACUUACUCUCAAGAGUUUGUUUAAUAGCUUUUGAAGUAAACGUUUUUCUCUCAUCGGAU
Molecule: messenger RNA, 1278 nt
Organism: Oppiella nova
Lineage: Eukaryota; Metazoa; Arthropoda; Arachnida; Sarcoptiformes; Oppiidae
Source: the annotation of a GenBank genome assembly